Molecule: messenger RNA, 1395 nt
Organism: Solanum pennellii
Lineage: Eukaryota; Viridiplantae; Streptophyta; Magnoliopsida; Solanales; Solanaceae
Exons: 2
Coding region: 1-1395 (464 amino acids)
Source: RefSeq, a predicted model, not a curated record
AUGCCGGACGACAAGAAGAUGUUAUGUUUACGAUUUGAUGAUAACAAUUUGGAAUUCAGUUAUUUACUAGGCCUUUCUAUAUUGCUACCAACUAUUGUUCUGGUUUAUUGUCUGCUCAAAUUUCUUCUUCAAUUGCUAAUUCACCAUCCUCAGAACAUGUCUCAUCCCAAAAAAAGAGAGACAGAAAUCGUUACGAACGAAAAAUCAGAUGCUGAAGAUCAGUUGGAUGAAGCAAAAGGCCAACAAGCUGUUCUGUACAGAUUUAGGCAGAGGCACAAAAAGAUACAAAGAGAAACAGCAAGCUGUUCUAAAUUGAUUGCAAAGGAAGAGGAAAGUUGUGUGUCAAAAACGCCUCCUCGUGUUCGUCAUGGUGAUCUGUUGCAUUUCAGCCACAGACAUCCUCUGCUAAGAUUUCAUCUUAAAGGAACAGAAGUUAUAAGAUGCAAUAUGUGUGCUAUUACAAUUUCCGGGGUAGCUUAUGGUUGUGAUUGUUGUCUUUACUUUCUCCAUGAGGUAUGCUCUAACAUUCCUAAAAGAAUUCGACAUGAUUUUCAUCCUAUGCACUCACUCACCCUUCUUCCCAUUCCUUCAAUCGAUCUUUGGCAUUCGAAAGUGGAAACUGAAUUCUGUUGUGUGGCAUGUGGUUAUGACAGCUCAUUGUUUUCAUUUUACUAUCAUUGUGAUUUGUGUAAAUUUGAUCUUCAUCUUGAAUGUGCUUCUGUGAUGACGAGAUUGAUCCGUAAGGUAAAAUACCCUCUCGAUCUCUUUACUUCCUUUCCGUUAAAAAGUGAAGGGGCAGCCGUGUUAUGUUCUGUUUGUAACCAAGUUAUGAAUAGACAAUCCGCUUGGCUUUUCUAUAAUCGCGAGUUUGAUUACAUCUGUCAUUUCGAGUGUGCUGCUGAAGAAGAACUUGGAGUUAAAGGAGAUCAAAGUUUCCUAUCUGAAGUACAGAAAUCGUUGCUCCUCCGAAAAAGCUUCCCUGACCAACAACAGAAACUCGAAAAGCUAGGGGAAGUUAUACACUUCAGCCACCGCCAUCCGUUGAAAGCAAUCAAACAAACGAAUGAGACGCCAAUCAGGAGUUGCUGCAUAUGUUCGAAUCAGGAUUUAUCCGGUUACAUUUGCCAGCUAUGCAAUUACUUCAUCGACAAGAGUUGUCUCCCUCUUCCCCGAAGGAUACAACAUCAUUUUCACCCAAAUCACCCCCUUAUACUUGCUAGGUAUAACGAUCAGCCAAAGUCCAAAUGCAGAGCUUGUGGUCAUGAAAACGGUGCAACAUACUGUUGCUUUACUUGUAAAUUCAGUCUCCAUCGUUCCUGCGCUGGUGCUCCCAUGACAUUUACCCUUGGCACAAACAAGAAAUUAUCAAAUGCAGUAUCUGUUCCAGCGAGUUAA